ACCAACAUAGGAAAAAUUUAUAAAUCUAUGCAUGCAUUGGACACCGAUGGAAUGUAGUUCGUAGUUAAAAUGGAACAAUUCAGUGAAUGCGAUGGUAAAGCAAGGGUAUUUCACCCCCGUAAGCGUGUAAACAGAAAGACGAAGCUUCUGUUAGCCUUCGAUGAAAAUGCAAGGAGGGAGUUCCUUACUGGUUUCCACAAAAGAAAAUUACAGCGAAAGAAGAAGGCUCAAGAGGAACUAAAGCAACAGUUAAGGGAAGAGAGGAAACGAGUAAAACAGGAAGCCCGGGAGUCAUUUAAAAAACUCAUAGUGUCACAUCGCCCAGUCCCGGAAUUGGAGAAUCUUAUCUCUAAAAAUUAUGAGCUUGAAACCCAUUCUGUGAGCAUACAGGAGCUUUCAGUCUCUGACCUGGCAGAGAAUAACAACUGGAUAGGAAUCAAUAAGGUGCAAUAUGAAGAUGAAAAGAAUGAUGACGGGGUUGCAAAGGAAGAUCAACAGAAAGCUGAAUUACCAGGAAUGGAGUUGAAAACAAGAAAGGAUGUCAAGAAGAUAAUAAAAAAGCAGGCCACCAAACAAGUGCAGAAAAGUAAGGCUUUCAAACUGAAGAACAAGAUAGAAAGGCAAAAGAACAAGAAGGAAUCACUUAAAAAAAAGAAAAAAAGGAUUAAAACCCAGUCCAAUUCCAAAAAGGUUAGAAAACACGGAAAGAAAAGGAAGUGAUAUAUGACCGGCUACAUGUGUGGUGAUGUAAUUAUUUAUUUGCUUAAUAAAAUGGGAGUUUUCAAAGCUGAUAAUGUUGGAGACUAUUGCUUGCCCCUGGAAUGCAACUGACCAAAGGGACAGAGAUUUCUGUUGAGACAGGUACUGCAGAGUGGAUUCACAGGCUUGCAUAGCUGCUGACCAAAUCCAACCAUCAAGUUAUUUACCUCAUCCCACAAUUCUGUUGGAAGCCAUGCCUCCAGUGCAAUACGUGUUGCUUCUGGUGUCUUGGUAGCCUUUUUGACCCAACCCAAUCUGUUUGAAAUCCUGUGGACGUGUGUGUCCACUCCUAAAACCAAAACAAGAGAUAAAUUAAUAAGAAAACAGGUAUCUAUUGAUCUUACCUUUUAAGAAAUGAGUCUUGCUGAUCAAAUUUGUCUUGUAUGUAUGAUGUAUUAAAAUAAAGGCUGCAUAACCUUUUA
Messenger RNA from Zootermopsis nevadensis, 1181 nucleotides. It is a transcript of the gene vito, whose product is annotated as nucleolar protein viriato. The record is from RefSeq and is a predicted model, not a curated record. Gene Ontology annotation, molecular function: rRNA binding. Gene Ontology annotation, cellular component: nucleolus. Lineage: Eukaryota; Metazoa; Arthropoda; Insecta; Blattodea; Termopsidae.